AUGAAGAUGUUGGGGCGUGCAAAGGUUAAUUUUUCGAAACUGCUCUAUAAAAUUACUAAACUAGCCAUAGUAUUGACCAUACUAUAUAUUUAUUUUACGCCCAAAAUUAUCUCUCGAAACAAUGAAUCACUGCAGCAUUUUUUCCCUCAUAAAUAUGGUGAUUAUCAAAUCAAUUUGGUCAUAGCGCACCCUGAUGACGAAGUCAUGUUUUUUUCGCCCAUGAUCUCUCAACUUAAUUCAUACUUUCCGAGUACUGUCCCAUUUAACAUAUUCUGCUUGUCAAAGGGUAAUGCCGAAGGUCUUGGUAAAACCAGGGUAAGAGAAUUAAAUGAGUCGGCCGCCUUGUUGCUACACAAUGAAAGAACGGUCUCCGUACAGGUCAUGGAUUUCCAGGAUGGUAUGGACAAAAUCUGGGAUAUCGAUUCAAUAACUUCUUCUCUUUCACAAAAAAUAGAUAUAAAGAAUCGUAACUUGAAUCAGAUCAUCGUUACCUUCGGUUCAUAUGGUGUAUCUGACCAUAUCAAUCAUAAAAGCUGUCAUGCCGCUGUUAAAAAAUUGGUCGAUGAUUAUGCUCAAUUAGGCACCAAGAAGAAUGAGCGAACACCUCAUAUCACAGCAUUAUAUUUGAGAAGCUACAGGAACAACAUCGUUUUAAAGUAUAACUCUUUUAUUUGGGAAAUCCUGAAAAUGCUUUACAACCUGAUUUCCCCUUUUCGUAGAGUAAUCCAUGCACUUCCGUCGAAGACAACGGCCGAAAGCAAUAGGAUUCUACUAAUGAAUACGCAUGCGCAGUACACACUAGCGUUUGCCGCUAUGCUAAAUGCUCACAAAUCUCAAGUUGUGUGGUUUAGAUACGGAUGGUGGAUACUAUCCAGAUUCGUCUUCGUAAAUGAGUUCGAUGUUUAUACAUAUUAA
Saccharomyces paradoxus is the source of this 915-nucleotide messenger RNA. RefSeq names its product N-acetylglucosaminylphosphatidylinositol deacetylase (gene GPI12). Gene Ontology annotation, biological process: GPI anchor biosynthetic process. NCBI's taxonomy places the organism in Eukaryota, Fungi, Ascomycota, Saccharomycetes, Saccharomycetales, Saccharomycetaceae. The record is from RefSeq and is a predicted model, not a curated record. Gene Ontology annotation, molecular function: N-acetylglucosaminylphosphatidylinositol deacetylase activity. Gene Ontology annotation, cellular component: endoplasmic reticulum. Bases 1 to 915 code for a protein of 304 amino acids. The transcript has a single exon.